Trypanosoma brucei brucei TREU927 is the source of this 2148-nucleotide messenger RNA. RefSeq lists its product as hypothetical. NCBI's taxonomy places the organism in Eukaryota, Euglenozoa, Kinetoplastea, Trypanosomatida, Trypanosomatidae. The record is from RefSeq and is a predicted model, not a curated record. Gene Ontology annotation, biological process: protein phosphorylation. The coding region runs from base 1 to 2148 and encodes 715 amino acids. The transcript has a single exon. Gene Ontology annotation, molecular function: ATP binding; protein kinase activity.
AUGGCCUUCCUCCUGAGGGCGAUUGGUUUCACGGAAUCCAUACCAGGAUUCCCCUACACUCCGUGCAGUGGUUCCAGCACCACUACUGCUGACACUCCGACCAUCACAUGGACCAUGCGGCAGGGUGAAUGUGAUGAAAGCAAGCGAUCCGUCACAAUAUUUUCCGUGAAUUUGGCAGAUAUGGAGCCACGGAAAAGGGAGUUAGUACGCCAUGCAAUGAAGAGGGCUAAGAGCUUGCUUCUUCCUGGUAUAUUGCGUUGCUAUGGGGCUGCUGAACACCGAGACACGGUGUAUCUUGCCACCGAGCCUUGUGAACCACUGAGUAAAAUGAAAUGUGGACAAAUGGGGAGUCCCUUAGCCACGUCUGGUGAUGACGAUGAUGAGGGUGAAGCCUUUAAUGACAUUGUUGCAUUGGGGCUGAAGGCCGUUGGAUCCGCCGUGAGUGCACUUCACAAGAAUAAGUUGAUUCACGGAAACGUAGGGCGUGACUCCGUGUUUGUUAUCUCGACCGGCGAGUGGAGGCUCUUUGGUCUUGAGCUUGUUAGCGGUUUUGAUGACGUUGGAAGUUCAUAUCUUUCAUAUUGUUCGUUACUUCCGGCGUACCGCCGUCCGCCAGAAACGCAGCACACGAACUAUGAGAGCGGUGGGAAAACGUGCGCUAUCGAUUCGUGGGGAUUGGCCUGUCUCAUAUACGAAGUUCUGGGAGUGAACGAUCAGACCUCAGGCAAGUUGUCACAGUCUUGUAGUACAGAAGAUCUGCGUAGCUGUCGAACACUUCCACGGACUCUGCAAAGUGGCUUCAGCGGGCUUUGCGCAGUUAAUCCGAAAAUGAGACAUGAUGUAGAUCGAUUCCUGCGAACAAGCGAUUUCAUCAUCUCAAGUGACUACGUCCAAUCUAUGCAAAUGCUAGAUGACUAUUCCCUAAAGGAUGCUGCGGAGCGAGAGCGGUUCAUGGAACACCUCGCGAACGUCGUCCACACAUUUCCCAGGGAUGCUUGUAAGCACCUGGUGCUCCAGAAACUUCGGGCUUCCUUUACUUUCGGGAUAUUACCUGGUGUCGUGGAUACGGUGGUGAAGAUAGCGGCUCGGAUGCCGUCACCGGAGGAAUAUGCGACUCAUGUCUCCCCGGUUAUUGUAGCUUUGUUUCGCUCUAAGGAGAGAAUGGUUAGGUUGCGGAUCCUUCAACACGCAGCAGAGCUGCUUCCGCAAAUGCCGCCUGCCGUCGUCGAUGGUGAGGUGUGGAGCGAAUAUGCUUCAGGUUUUGAGAGUCCGAUAGCGGCUAUUCGAGAGCACAGUGCUAGGGCCCUCGUUCCUAUCGCGCCUUUGCUGACGGAAAAAAGGAUCGUAAAUGAUGUUCCAAAGUAUAUUGCCCAGUUGCAGCAGGACUCUGAGGGCCCUAUUCGCACGAAUGCCACCAUCGCCCUUUGUUUGAUUGCUGACACCAUUCCAGCGGAGUAUAGGUCAAAACUGUUCGCCCAAAGGUUUGGUAGGAUGUUGAAGGAUCCUUUUGCUCCCAGCCGUACCGCGGCCCUUCGUUCUUUUCACACAACAUUGAAGCACUUCACCGCGCAAGAUAUCGCAGAGUUGGUGAUUCCAGGUGUUUCCCCGCUUUCCAUGGAUAAAGUGGCAGAGGUGCGAGCAGUGGCCUUGGACGUCAUACAUGCCGCCGUUUCCCGCUUAGAUGCGAACCACAGGGAAAUAUCGUCGAGUACAGCGAAUGAAGGUAAUGUCAUUCCCCCUGCUGGGGUUGUUAACAACAAUACAAACGGGGCCGGAAAUGAGGUAAAGGGCAGUAACGCGGCGUUGGAUACAAAAGGUUGGGGGAGCAGUGGUAGCAGUAGUGUCAUUCAAUUGGAAUCCACCACAAAGGGGGGGAUGGAAAACUCCAUACCAGCAGCGUCGAAAGCGUCCCCAUUCCCACAGAAAGUGUGGGGUUCACAAUCGUCGCCGUCUGUGCGUGAGGACGAUGAGGAGUCUUGGGGGGAAGAAAUACAAAUGAAACCACAGAAACUACGUCUGCAUGGCACUGCAACAAGGAAUGGAACUGGUGCAGUAGUCCCCGAUUCUUUGACCUCAGAUGAUCAUCCGGAGGACAAACGCACGCUGAAGAUAAGAAAGAAGGGCAUUGGCGCCUCUCGCCUGUCGUAG